Molecule: messenger RNA, 2905 nt
Organism: Leptopilina heterotoma
Lineage: Eukaryota; Metazoa; Arthropoda; Insecta; Hymenoptera; Figitidae
Gene: Arl5
Product: ADP-ribosylation factor-like protein 5B
Exons: 3
Coding region: 433-972 (179 amino acids)
Biological process (GO): protein localization to Golgi membrane; intracellular protein transport; vesicle-mediated transport
Cellular component (GO): cytoplasm; trans-Golgi network
Molecular function (GO): GTP binding; GTPase activity
Source: RefSeq, a predicted model, not a curated record
UAAAAGGGACUCAAAAAUUGACCAAUGGAAAGAGUAGAAUAAAAGAAAGUGUUGCAUGCAAUAUUCUCGUGACAUGAUUGGUUGCUGGAGUAUUUAAUAAAAGUGCAACAUGUCUUUAUUCACUUCAUUAAAUUAGAGCAAAAUUACAUAUUUUUUCUUGUUUAUUAUUGUCCUAUGUUUUUCUUUAUAAUCAGUAAGUUCAUUUACAGCACCUGUUAAGUGAUUUGAAGAAAGUUGUAAAAUAUAGAUGAAACUAAUCUUCCAACUGAUCAAGGAAAUGGAUCGUUGAACAUAACCCUUUGAUUACGAGAUGUUCCAAACUGAAAGUGUCGAAAGUCAAGUACAAUUUGCUGUCGCAAGCAGAAUUGCGCUGUGAUAGUUUGUAAAGUAAACAAUUUGUAAUCAUUUACAUUUUCAGCAUUGACGUCAAGUAUGGGACUUUUAUUUUCUAAGCUUUGGAAUCUCUUCGGAAAUGAAGAGCAUAAGAUUGUGAUGGUGGGUUUAGACAAUGCGGGAAAAACAACAAUUCUAUAUCAGUUCUUAAUGAACGAAGUUGUACACACGUCUCCAACAAUUGGAUCGAAUGUUGAAGAGGUUGUGUGGAAAAAUAUUCACUUUAUAAUGUGGGACUUGGGUGGACAACAGAGUCUACGAGCUGCCUGGUCGACAUAUUAUACAAACACCGAGUUUAUUAUCAUGGUAAUUGACAGUACAGAUAGAGAAAGGUUGAAUGUAAUAAAAGAAGAAUUACAUUCAAUGUUGAAUCACGAGGAACUCAGUAAAGCAAAAGUUCUAGUCUAUGCGAAUAAACAGGAUUUAAAAGGCAGCAUGACAGCUGCCGAAAUUUCCAAGGAACUUGGUUUAACAUCGAUCAAAAGGCAUCCUUGGCAUAUACAAAGUUGUUGUGCCUUAACUGGCGAAGGAUUGUACCAAGGAUUGGAGUGGAUUGCAGGAAAGCUGAAAAAAACAUGACGUACAUUAUGGGAACAGCCGAAGACCUCUGUGAAACAUUAUUAAGAAACAAAAAUUUGUAAAAUAAUAGUUAACGAAGACGUUGUCACUUUCACGGUUGUACAGAUAAUUUGGUUGCAUUCACAAAGACAAGAUUGUUCUUAGCUAAGAUAAAGUAACAAUUGAAAUUAAAUCAAUGUAUUAGCGCUGGAAAAUAAUCAGUAUGGAUGGGAAAUAUUUUUUUUUUAUUUUUUACUCGCAUAAAAUGUAAGUCGAGAUUCAUCACAAAAAAGUUUUCAAGUUUUAUUUAUUUUUUUCCAAUCAAAUUGCAUUUUCCUUUUUCAUUUGCUGAGUAUAUUUCUAUACCAUUCGUCCAUGUCGUCUAAUUCUGCCGUUCUGAUGAAGAAAGUCGGUACUUGCAUUCAUGCGGUGAUUUAGAGAUGUGUGUUCUUACGAGCAGAUAUUUAAGACUUAUUAAGAUAAUUACAAUCUAUAAUUUUUGUAUUCUCUAUUUAAUGUCGCUAAAAGAUUUUAGAAAACAACUUUUUAGAAUUUUCUGAGAAAUGACCCGUAAAACCUGAAAAAAGUUUGGAAUUAUGAAUUAGGCUUUUUUUAGAAACCCAACAAAAGAAUAAUUAUUUUUUAAAUUUUAUUAUUGAUAAAUGAUAUAACAAUAGUUACGAUUCCUUUUUUUGUAACGAAUCGAGUGAUAUAAAACACUCUUUUUACACAAAAAUGUCGAAUACCAACUUUUUUUCAUAAGGACGACAGAAGGCCCAUCCACUUCUCCAGCGAUUAGGAAAAAUUUAAAAAAUAUUAUUGAAUUUGGUUUUUAUUACAGUCAAGUGAAAUGUGUUUGGCUUGUAUGAGAAUGAAUAUAUUUUUUAUACUUCUCUUAGUGUUUGCGGAAACAAUUAAAAUUAUGAAUCUAACUGGUGCGUUAAUAUCGUCAUAGAUUCAACAACGUCCUUGAAUGAAAAUAGGAAAAGAUUUGUGUAAAUGAAAGACAAGAGAUAAGAUAAGAGGCUCUAAAAAGGAGACAGUUGUCCGUUGGAGAUAACAAUAUUCUGUAAUCAAAACGAGAAUAUUUUUUUAUUUUUAAUUAUUACUAAAAAUUUAAUAUCAUUUCCACAGGCACAGCACAAAGUGCUAAAAAUCCAAUGAGUGUUCAUUCAAUAAACUAAUUAUUUUAUUCUUUAACCGAUAAUAUAGACAUCAAGUUUAAAAAGUUAAUUAGAAUUUAAUAAUAUUGAAUUUUAAUCUAUUCGAAUAUAUAACAAAAAUUUUAAUUAUCCAAGUUUGAUUUUAAUUAAUUUCGAAUGUGAAAAUUUAACGGAAAUCUUUCUAAUUUCGCCAAUUUGACUUUAUAAUAAGGGAUUUUUACAUUCUAGAAUUUAUUCAUAAGGCAGCUUUUGACGUGAUCGGAAGUAUUUUGACUGACAGCUGUCUUGUUAAUUUAAUUGUUUUUAUUAAAUAAAAUGUAAUCCAUAAAUUUUUAAGUGUGUAAUUUAAGAAAAAUACUCUCUUUAUAUAGUUUAAUGUAAUUAUUAUAUACGAUAAUUUAAUUGAUGUACCAAUGGUGACACAAUUUAACCAUUGAAAACUUUAUAAGAUUGUACUGUAUGGAAGGUUGGAUUGAUGGAUGCAGCCGAGACAUACAUUUAUAUAAUAUUCUGUGGAAAAAAUGGUGGUUUUUUCUCAUAUUGAGAAAAUUUUCUCAGAAUGAAUGAUCGUUUAAAAGUGUUUUUUUCUUUUUACCAUAGCAAUUUCUGUUUUUUGAAUCUCCGUAUCGCGAAAUUGAGAAAAUAUUUCAUUAUUUUAAACAAUAUUUGAGUCUUGAUGUAAGAAUAAAUUUUGUCAUUCUUGUAUUCGGUUCUCAAUUAAGAAUAUUUGGAUAAAGGAAUAUUUAUAUAUUGAGAAGAAAAAGAUGCUUAAUUAUAUAUGUAAAUUCAUA